CCUAGAAAUAACCUGAUUGUGGUUUCAUCGAAGUGUAGCAAUACAAUAAAAAAAAUUCAGUGCUGUAUCAGUGUGUGUGCGUUGAGCCGCCCGGUACACGACUCGAGUCAGUCAUAGCUGUCGAGCUAAGCCGUCUGUACGUUCUGUGCGUCCGUUUCGGUAGGCAAAUAAGCCCUAAAGUUUCUACGAAUAAUCAAAGCCCGACACACAUAAUUUUCUAAAUUAAUUGAGAGUGACUUUGUUGCAAAGUCGCCAUACAACAGACAAGUGAAUUGACUGAGGCAUUGCGUGAGGUGGCGUGAGUACCGAGAACGCAUUACAGUCGCCACUUUCUUUGAUUUUUUUUCUCCUAUUGACACGUAUUUGAUGACAAGACGGUUUCAGUGAACUCAGUGUGCCAGAAUGUCGAAUCCUACUUUCAAAAAUUAUAAGUACCUACUCGUCCAUUUUAUUGAGGAAGGAGCUACUUUGGACAUUGCGGUAAUCCUUGGGUCAAAUAUGACGAGAAGAAAAAACAAUUCUUGAGUUUGUUUCACGGUGGUGAUGAAUCCGAGCUGACAGAAUCAUUAUUGAGAACCUAUAAUGCUCCUCCCAAAAGACGGAAAUAUUAUCCGGUCGACCUGAGAGGGGGUGCAGACACAUAUGAUAUUGCAUUGGAACGACUACAGAACUUCUCAGAUCACGAGUACAGUCAACACAAAAGUGAAGGACUGAAAAAAAUGAUUAGAUUAAGAAAGACGAAUCACAAUCAUUAUGAGAUCAAAGACCUCUUUUCUCAGGCAGGUGGACCUCUAGAUGAUAAGGAUGAUGAUAGGAUUUCGAUAGAAGUCGAUGAGUCUUCGGAUACAGGAGAUAAAGAAAACGUGAAAAAGCAGAGAAAUAAACGUUCUGACGGAGAAAGAAAACGCAAGCAAAUUGUCGCCGAUUCCUCUCCGGAAAUGGGAAACGAAAUGGAGAUUGAAAAGUCAUCGAAACUUCGUGAGGAACGAAGGAAAGUUGUCUCCGAUUCUUCACCCGAAGAAUUUGUCAAACACCAAGGCAGCACUGAAAUUGAUAAAGAAAUGGAAAUUGCAAGGUCUAAAUCAUCGACCAGUCAAAAGACAAAAACUCAAGGACUUUUGACAGCCUCCUCCGCUUCAAAUAUCACAAAUUCAGAGGAAUUAAAGAAAGAAACCAGCAAAAAGAAGAUUCCAGAGUAUAAAGAUGCAGAACUGUUGCAAGGCUUGGGUGGUACCAUCAAUAAUUGUCGUUCCUGGAAGAAUAACAACGAGGACCACAAUGACAAUAAUGGCAGAGAUGAGGAGGCAGCUGGAGGAAAUGUUGUGGAAGAUGGUGCACAAAAUGCAGACGACUGAAUGGACACUAAAAAAUAUGACUUAAAAACAUGUGAUAAGGAGAAAUCCUUCGAUACUCAACAGCAAAAUAGAAUAAAUGAGAAAAGCGGGAUAUAACGUGACCAAAAGUUGUUGCAAUCAAUGAGCAAAAGAGUCAAUAUAAACCCCAAGAUGCAGAUCUUCAAACAGUCCACUGCAUUCAGCAUAAUAUUGACUUUCUUUGCAGCGGAUAAAUCAAUAUUUUCUCAUUUUUAACCCCUUAGUCAUAACGGAUCCUUAUCAAUCUACAUCGGUAUACAUAAUUUACCUCUCUGGAACAGAAGACGAUGAUAUUGCAAAUAAUAGCUCUAAGGUAAGAGAAUAUUUAACAGGUACUACAAUUGGAGAAGAGCGGUUGCUAUGAUCGCUCUAUAUACUCCCCACAAAAAAAGCUUCUUGACAAAAUGUUGUAAACCCAUUUAUUUACAAGAUAUUUAUCAAACAGCAUUUUUUAGUAGAACAAUUCCGAAAAUCACGGGCAUCCCCCUUGGCAUUCUGGAGAUAAUUGUUUAAAUGUUAAUUAUCUCAUGAUGCAACAAGCCUACAGUAUUUUGUCAAAAGACCUUUUUCAUUGUAAAUUUAAUUUAUAGGAAAAUGUCUGAUGAGGAAAUUG
Molecule: messenger RNA, 1986 nt
Organism: Diachasmimorpha longicaudata
Lineage: Eukaryota; Metazoa; Arthropoda; Insecta; Hymenoptera; Braconidae
Exons: 7
Coding region: 720-1355 (211 amino acids)
Source: RefSeq, a predicted model, not a curated record